GUGGUGUCCUUUUUAUGUUGCGUUCAUGAGAAUAAGAACAUCUGUCAUUUCACUUCAUUUGGCGUAAGGGAUGCAGAGGUAGAUGCAUUAUGUGAGGCUGUAAAAUUGAAAAAUUUACAAAAGUAAGAACUGGAGGUGGGAUAUGCUCAGCCUGUCUAACGAUCCUAUGAAAAUAAGAUAUUAAUUGGCAAAAUGAUGAGUUGGAAUAUAUUCAUGAUCAACCCAGCUGCAACAUUACGAUAGCAGAAAUGGGAAGAAAGAGUAAUAUCUCACAUUCCCACUUCCUCUUGGGGUGAUAUAUAACAACCCUUGCACAUGAAUGCACUGUUAUUCAUGCUUGAAUCGUAUGCAGUAUACACAUUUGGAAGAAAAAGUAAUGUUUCUAAGAAGUGCUUUUCUCUAAAGACUGUGGAAGGACAGCUGACUGAGAGACUGAUUCUGGUCCAAGCCAUGCUUUGUGAAGGCAGAUUGUUGAGCAUGACCUAUGGUGUUUUGGAGGAGCUGGAUCCCCUCCCUCCUCAGAAAGCUCCCCAGGGUGCUUAUGGGCCGCCGAGAGCAGCUGCUACCCUGGUGCCAGGCUCCAUCAGACACACUCCGCUCGUUCAUCACAAUUCCCCCGAGCUGACAGGUUGUACGGACAACAGAAGUGAUUCGGUGGAGUUGUACAUUUCUCCUCUGCAGUCCUUGGAUCUCCAGCCAGGCAGACAGAUCUCUACGGAAAUAGAGAUCCCAGCUCAGGCUCGCUCAGUUAGCGAUGCCCCCUUCUUGGUUCCCUCCUUCUGUCAGAGCAUCUGCCAAAAUUACAGCGACCUCCAUAUCGGAGGCGACCAGGUGCUGCCUCUCUCAACAAAUGAUGGUGAGCUCCGGGUCUGUACCGACGCCCAGGCUGUCGGCCCUUUCCUCCAGUCCUGCGACGUCCCCCCAGCUGUGGAGGAUUCUCCCCCAGGACAGACAUCUAAGGGGGGACUUGUGCAUCCACUGAGGGGGGGUUCAAAUCGCUGGAGACUGGGGAGCGCCCGCGAUCGGAGCUUUUUGUUCCAGGGGCGUGAGGGUCCAUUCUCCAACUCUCUUCUAAAUCACUAUCUGGAGCAGAAACUCUUGGAUUUGUACCAGCAGUACAUGAUGGAGAACAUGGCCAGGGAAGGGGCCCCUGGUUCGGAUUCGGACCCCAUUUGCCCUCUCCUGGGCUCAGAGCUGGUCCUCACCAGCCUAGACCAGAUCACUUUGCAGCUGAGUCGGGAAGGGAACUUGGAGGCCGGCCUGGCCAAAGACAUGGUCCUCAGCUGCCUCUUGCGGGUGGCUGGUGACAUGCAGUCAAGUGAGAUCAGCACUCCCUUUCUGCAGAUUUCAAAUGAGGCAUCCAGGGAGCAGCUCACAGAGAAUAAAGGGGAGUGAUCACCCCAGUGUCAAGGAACUCACCCAAUCAAUUCUCCCUCUCAUUUUAGUUUUAUCAACAGAAAAUAAAAUCAAACAGAUAACUGUAUUUAAUCUUUUUCAUUGAUAAGCUGUGUUGAGGAUGGUGUUGAAAGCAAAUUCUGUAUGUGAUUAAUAAUUAUAUGUAUCAUCAUUUUAGGAUGCAGUCAUGCAAAUGGUGUAUGUUCAUGUGGCGUGCUGUUGUUGUGCAGUUGUCCCUUUCUAAACAACAGUAAAGACAGGAACUGAACAUUGAAACCAAUCUUUUUUCCCCCUUUAUUUCUAACAGAACACCACAUCAUCAACAACAUC
Messenger RNA from Sebastes umbrosus (honeycomb rockfish), 1725 nucleotides. RefSeq names its product TLR adapter interacting with SLC15A4 on the lysosome. The coding region runs from base 316 to 1395 and encodes 359 amino acids. NCBI's taxonomy places the organism in Eukaryota, Metazoa, Chordata, Actinopteri, Perciformes, Sebastidae. The transcript is spliced from 2 exons. Gene Ontology annotation, biological process: regulation of toll-like receptor signaling pathway. The record is from RefSeq and is a predicted model, not a curated record.